This is a messenger RNA of Zea mays, 768 nucleotides long. Its product is annotated as glycine-rich RNA binding protein. Gene Ontology annotation, molecular function: RNA binding. The transcript has 2 exons. Lineage: Eukaryota; Viridiplantae; Streptophyta; Magnoliopsida; Poales; Poaceae. The record is from RefSeq and is marked provisional. The coding region runs from base 72 to 509 and encodes 145 amino acids.
CAGAGGUGGGUUGGCUUCUCCUCCCCCACCGGUUCGUGUUCAGGUUCUGGUUCGUGGGCGAGAGGGAAGAGAUGGCGGCGUCGGACGUUGAGUACCGUUGCUUCGUUGGCGGCCUCGCCUGGGCCACCGACGACCACUCCCUCAACAACGCCUUCAGCACCUACGGCGAGGUCCUCGAGUCGAAGAUCAUCCUGGAUCGGGAGACGCAGAGGUCCCGCGGCUUCGGCUUCGUCACCUUCUCCACGGAGGACGCGAUGCGCAGCGCCAUCGAGGGCAUGAACGGCAAGGAGCUCGACGGCCGCAACAUCACCGUUAACGAGGCCCAGUCCCGCGGCGGCCGUGGAGGCGGCGGUGGCGGAUACGGUGGCGGGCGCCGUGAUGGAGGCGGCUACGGCGGUGGCGGUGGAGGCUACGGCGGUGGUCGUGGAGGCUACGGCGGCGGUGGGGGAUACGGUGGUGCAAACCGCGGCGGCGGCUACGGCAACAACGACGGGAACUGGAGGAACUGAGCGGUGGGGUCCGCUGAGGCCUAGUUAUCUUGUUCGCUUCUGCUACCGUGUUCACCCUAGUCUAGAGGGGGUUUAUCUUCGUCUGUGGUCGUCUCGUGUCCGUAUGUUUCGUUUCGUGUUCGUUGUUGUUGUUGCCCAUCUGUGUUUUUGACCGCAAGCUCGCUCCUCUGAUGUUGUUAGUGAUGUCUACAAUCGUCCAAUCCCGAGCCUGCAUUGAGCUCCACCGAUUAUCUUAUCUGGCUAUACCUACAGUUGUGCA